AUGUUUAUUAUUAAUUCAAUUGCUAUUACCAAUGAUCAAAAAUAUGUUAUAGGUGCAACUAACACUGGAGCACUCUACUUUUGGGAUUUUGAAAACAUUCUCCUAGAAAAUAGUAGUAGAACAUAAGAAAAGACGUAUCAUCAUUCAUAAUUAAUUAGAUAAAAUACACUAAUAUACAAAGCAUCAUAUAAAUUUCCUCUUUUUAAAGAUUCAAUAUAAUAAAUAUUACUUAUACAAGAGAGUUUAUAUUGUGUAGUUGCUAAUAAAUUGUAUCAGGUUUUAAUGUCAUCACUUAUAUCUCCUAAUCAAAUUAUAGACACAGAUUUAAAUAGUUCAGUUAUGAUUGUAAUUCUAAAUACUAUUUCUUUAGUAAUCUUUUUAAGAAGAGAUUGAAUUUAUCAAAUACAACAAUGAAAUUUUAAUUGUUGCUGUGGGAUCUAGAUUAUAUUUUAUUGAUUUAUAGCAUGAAAACAAUAUAAUUGAGUAAUUAUUAAUUUACUAUUAGUAAAGAGAAAUCGAUAUAACAUAAUCAAUCAAUGAUAAUAUUUAUACUUUAGUACCAAUCAAAGAUGUGAAAAUAACUAGUUUGGCUGUUAUUGGAUAGAAUUUUCUAGCUAUAGGAUCAGAUAUUGGAAUAAUAGGAAUUUGGUGUAAGAUAUCAAUAUAAAUCAAUGUUAGCUAAUUCAACAUAUUCAUUCCAAUCUGUACUCAGUUUUAAAGCUGCAAAUUAGGAAUUAUCAUAUGUUAAUGAUGUAUAUAAUUAUUUGAUAAAUUUAAUUUAGAUAUUGUAUUUAGAAGAUGAACAAUAAAUAAUUAGUUUACAUAAGAAUUAUUUAGUCAUUUGGAAUUCAAUUUUAAGAAAUGAUGAUGAAAUAAGACCCAUUUCUGAUUAUUAUAAAAUGUGUAGUUUCCAAAAUAAUGUAAAUAUUUCAUUUAUUUAGAUUUAUUUAACAAAAGGAAAUAGAUAAAUUGAAUAAAUGAAUUCAAAAAUAACACUAUAAACAUCAUCUGAUGUUAUAUUGUAAUUUAGUACGAUUUGUUAUUAGAAUAGUAAUGUUCUUAUUGCAAAUGGCUCAAGUCCAUUUGUAGAUAUUUAUGUAGAUAAAAAUUAUACAUUGACAUUAAGUUGUUUAUGA
Messenger RNA from Paramecium pentaurelia, 1136 nucleotides. Lineage: Eukaryota; Ciliophora; Oligohymenophorea; Peniculida; Parameciidae. The record is from the annotation of a GenBank genome assembly.